AUGGAUGUCAAGGCGGCCCCCAAUGGGGUGGCCACCAUCGAGGACCGGAUCUUGCGAAUCACCGGCUACUAUGGCUACUACCCGGGUUACUCCAGCCAGAAAAGUACCUCCAGAUCAUCAGUCCCUCGAUGUAAACCAGGAGCCAACUGCCCCAGUUCACACAGCGGCAUCAGUAGACAGCUGUCCCCUCUGUCUGUCACCGAAGAUUCUUCUGCUCCGAUUCUUGAACUUCAGAGCCGAGGAUCCUCUGGAGUUUGUGGACACAGAGUCGAAAGGCAGAACAAAUCAGGGGAUGAUGGAACACAGACUAAUCCUGAGAAUAGCAGCCAAGAAAACAGAAUCAAGGCUCGCUGCCUGUCCUGCUCAUCCGUGGUUCUGAAGGCUGUCUGGGGACUCUUGAUCAUCUUGUCAGUGUCAUCGUCUUGGGUUGGAACCACACAGAUUGUAAAAAUUACUUAUAAGAACUUCUACUGCCCAUUUUUCAUGACUUGGUUCUCAACAAACUGGAACAUUAUGUUUUUCCCAGUCUAUUAUUCCGGUCAUCUAGCCACUGCUCAAGUAAAGCAAUCGCCAAUGAAAAAAUUCAGGGAAUGCAGUCGGAUUUUUGGGGAAGAUGGUCUGACAUUGAAGCUCUUUCUUAAAAGGACUGCUCCCUUUUCUAUUCUGUGGACUUUGACGAACUACCUGUACUUACUGGCUUUAAAGAAGCUGACAGCCACGGAUGUCUCCGCUCUGUUCUGUUGUAACAAAGCCUUUGUCUUCUUGCUGUCGUGGAUCGUGCUGAAAGACAGGUUCAUGGGAGUGAGGAUAGUUGCCACAAUAAUGGCAAUUACGGGCAUUGUCAUGAUGGCGUAUGCAGAUAAUUUCCAUGCUGACUCGAUCAUAGGAGUGGCAUUUGCAGUGGGCUCAGCCUCCACAUCUGCAUUAUAUAAGGUUAUGUUUAAGAUGUUUCUCGGAAGUGCCAACUUCGGCGAAGCGGCACACUUUGUCUCCACGUUGGGUUUCUUCAAUUUAAUCUUCAUCUCCUUCACGCCCGUCAUCCUGUACUUCACCAAGGUGGAGCACUGGUCCUCCUUCGCAGCUCUGCCCUGGGGCUGUCUCUGUGGGAUGGCAGGGAUGUGGCUGGUCUUCAACAUCCUGGUGAAUGUCGGCGUGGUGCUGACAUACCCGAUCCUAAUCUCCAUUGCACUGCUCAGCGUUCCUGGGAAUGCAGCUGUGGAUCUCCUGAAGCAGGAGGUGAUCUUCAAUGUCGUGCGCCUGGCUGCUACCAUCAUCAUCUGCAUUGGAUUUCUGCUGAUGCUAUUGCCGGAGGAGUGGGAUGAAAUCACCCUGAGAUUCAUCAACAGCCUGAAGGAAAAGAAGAGUGAGGAGCAUGUGGACGACAUCACAGAGUCCAGUGUCCACCUGCGAAGCAGAAGCAGGGUCAACGGGGCAGUGUCUAUACCACUGGCUUAA
Myotis lucifugus (little brown bat) is the source of this 1455-nucleotide messenger RNA. It is a transcript of the gene SLC35F4, whose product is annotated as solute carrier family 35 member F4. The record is from RefSeq and is a predicted model, not a curated record. NCBI's taxonomy places the organism in Eukaryota, Metazoa, Chordata, Mammalia, Chiroptera, Vespertilionidae. Gene Ontology annotation, cellular component: membrane.